Messenger RNA from Cicer arietinum (chickpea), 1315 nucleotides. Its product is annotated as triosephosphate isomerase, chloroplastic. NCBI's taxonomy places the organism in Eukaryota, Viridiplantae, Streptophyta, Magnoliopsida, Fabales, Fabaceae. Gene Ontology annotation, molecular function: triose-phosphate isomerase activity. Gene Ontology annotation, biological process: gluconeogenesis; glyceraldehyde-3-phosphate biosynthetic process; glycerol catabolic process. Gene Ontology annotation, cellular component: cytosol. The record is from RefSeq and is a predicted model, not a curated record.
UCACAGUCUCUCAUCUGAAGCACCACCAAACACUAAAAGCUGAUCCAAACUGCACUUUAUAGUCACCUGGUUCUUUCCGCACACUUCCAACUUCCAACAACAACAACGCUUCCUUCGAUUCGAUUCAAUUCAAUUCAAUGGCGGUAACUUCAACAUCACUCGCUUCUCAACUCUCCAUCGGUCUCCGCCGCUCCUCUCCUAAGUUCGAUUCUUUCACUUCUCAAUCUCUCCCUCUUACCAACAACACUUUCUUCGAUCCAAAUCUUCGCUUAUCUCUCUCUUCCACCAAACCCUCCCGUACCGUUAUCGCCAUGGCUGGCUCUGGCAAGUUCUUUGUUGGUGGCAAUUGGAAGUGUAAUGGAACAAAAGACUCCAUCAGUAAGCUUCUCUCUGACUUGAACAGUGCAAAAUUGGAGCCUGAUGUUGAUGUUGUUGUUGCACCUCCCUUUGUGUACAUCGAUCAGGUGAAAAGCUCAAUUACAGAUAGGAUUGAAAUAUCUGCCCAGAAUUCUUGGGUGGGAAAAGGUGGUGCUUUCACCGGAGAAAUCAGUGUGGAACAACUGAAAGACCUUGGAUGCAAGUGGGUUAUUCUUGGACAUUCUGAGCGAAGGCAUGUUAUUGGAGAAAAAGAUGAGUUUAUAGGAAAGAAAGCGGCUUAUGCUUUGAGCGAGGGUCUUGGAGUGAUUGCAUGCAUUGGGGAAUUGUUAGAAGAGAGGGAAGCUGGGAAAACUUUUGAUGUCUGUUUCCAGCAAUUGAAGGCUUAUGCAGAUGCGGUGCCUAGUUGGGAUAAUAUUGUUAUUGCAUAUGAACCUGUAUGGGCCAUUGGAACUGGCAAAGUAGCCUCUCCCGAGCAAGCUCAGGAAGUACAUGUGGCUCUCCGUGAUUGGCUUAAGAAUAAUGUCUCAGCUGAAGUCGCAUCUAAAACACGAAUAAUUUAUGGAGGAUCUGUAAAUGGGGGCAACAGUGCUGAGCUUGCAAAGAAAGAAGACAUUGAUGGAUUUCUUGUUGGAGGUGCUUCAUUAAAGGGUCCUGAGUUUGCCACCAUUGUCAAUUCAGUCACAUCCAAGAAAGUUGCGGCUUGAUUACUUAUUGUGGUUUUUGCAAUAUGAGAGCAUUAACUAAUGUGACAGUAAUGACAUUAUGUGAUACAUUUUCUUUGCAUUCAAUAGGAGAAGCAUUCUCAGUUUUCUAAAGUACCUGUGUUUUAUGGUAGCAAUUAGUGAUACAAAAAGUGUUAAAGGUAAUAAAUGUUUCUGAAUUAUUGUCGUUUUUCAUAAUUCCCGUCAAUAUUAAGAAAUAUUGGUUUUAUGUUUGC